AUGUCUCACCUCUUUCCUGUCUGUGGGACAUGUCUCACCUCUUUCCUGUCUGUGGGACAUGUCUCACCUCUUUCCUGUCUGUGGGACAUGUCUCACCUCUUUCCUGUCUGUGGGACAUGUCUCACCUCUUUCCUGUCUGUGGGACAUGUCUCACCUCUUUCCUGUCUGUGGGACAUGUCUCACCUCUUUCCUGUCUGUGGGACAUGUCUCACCUCUUUCCUGUCUGUGGGACAUGUCUCACCUCUUUCCUGUCUGUGGGACAUGUCUCACCUCUUUCCUGUCUGUGGGACAUGUCUCACCUCUUUCCUGUCUGUGGGACAUGUCUCACCUCUUUCCUGUCUGUGGGACAUGUCUCACCUCUUUCCUGUCUGUGGGACAUGUCUCACCUCUUUCCUGUCUGUGGGACAUGUCUCACCUCUUUCCUGUCUGUGGGACAUGUCUCACCUCUUUCCUGUCUGUGGGACAUGUCUCACCUCUUUCCUGUCUGUGGGACAUGUCUCACCUCUUUCCUGUCUGUGGGACAUGUCUCACCUCUUUCCUGUCUGUGGGACAUGUCUCACCUCUUUCCUGUCUGUGGGACAUGUCUCACCUCUUUCCUGUCUGUGGGACAUGUCUCACCUCUGUCCUGUCUGUGGGACAUGUCUCACCUCUGUCCUGUCUGUGGGACAUGUCUCACCUCUGUCCUGUCUUACGUCUGACCUGUCUCUGGGACAUGUCUUACCUCUGACCUGUCCCUGGGACAUGUCUCACCACUGUUCUGUCCGUGGGACAUGUCUCACCACUGUUCUGUCUGUGGGACAUGUCUCACCACUGUUCUGUCUGUGGGACAUGUCUCACCUCUAUCUUGUCUAUGGGACAUGUCUCACCUCUAUCUUUUCUAUGGGACAUGUCUUACCUCUGACCUGUCUCUGGACAUGUCUCACCUCUGUCCUGUCUCUGGACAUGUCUCACCUCUGUCCUGUCUCUGGACAUGUCUCACCUCUGUCCUGUCUCUGGACAUGUCUCACCUCUGUCCUGUCUCUGGACAUGUCUCACCUCUGUCCUGUCUCUGGACAUGUCUCACCUCUGUCCUGUCUCUGGACAUGUCUCACCUCUGUCCUGUCUCUGGACAUGUCUCACCUCUGUCCUGUCUCUGGACAUGUCUCACCUCUGUCCUGUCUCUGGACAUGUCUCACCUCUGCCCUGUCUCUGGACAUGUCUCACCUCUGUCCUGUCUCUGGACAUGUCUCACCUCUGUCCUGUCUCUGGACAUGUCUCACCUCUGUCCUGUCUGUGGACAUGUCUCACCUCUGUCCGGUCUGUGGACAUGUCUCACCUUUUUCCUGUCUGUGGACAUGUCUCACCUCUGUCCUGUUUCUGUCCUGUCUCUGGACAUGUCUCACCUCUGUCCUGUCUGUGGGACAUGCCUCACCUCUGUCCUGUCUCUGGACAUGUCUCACCUCUGCCCUGUCUCUGGACAUGUCUCACCUCUGUCCUGUCUCUGGACAUGUCUCACCUCUGUCCUGUCUGUGGGACAUGUCUCACCUCUGUCCUGUCUGUGGGACAUGCCUCACCUCUGUCCUGUCUCUGGACAUGUCUCACCUCUGCCCUGUCUCUGGACAUGUCUCACCUCUGUCCUGUCUCUGGACAUGUCUCACCUCUGUCCUGUCUUUGGACAUGUCUCACCUCUGUCCGGUCUGUGGACAUGUCUCACCUUUUUCCUGUCUGUGGACAUGUCUCACCUCUGUCUUGUCUGUGGACAUGUCUCACCUCUGUCCUGUUUCUGUCCUGUCUCUGGACAUGUCUCACCUCUGUCCUGUCUGUGGGACAUGCCUCACCUCUGUCCUGUCUCUGGACAUGUCUCACCUCUAUCUUGUCUCUGUCCGGUCAGUGGAUAUGUCUCACCUCUGUCCUGUCUUUGGACAUGUCUCACCUCUGUCCGGUCUGUGGACAUGUCUCACCUUUUUCCUGUCUGUGGACAUGUCUCACCUCUGUCUUGUCUGUGGACAUGUCUCACCUCUGUCCUGUUUCUGUCCUGUCUCUGGACAUGUCUCACCUCUGUCCUGUCUGUGGGACAUGCCUCACCUCUGUCCUGUCUGUGGGACAUGCCUCACCUCUGUCCUGUCUCUGGACAUGUCUCACCUCUGUCCUGUUUCUGUCCUGUCUCUGGACAUGUCUCACCUCUGUCCUGUCUGUGGGACAUGCCUCACCUCUGUCCUGUCUGUGGGACAUGCCUCACCUCUGUCCUUGGAUAUGUCUCACCUCUGUCCUGUCUGUGGACAUGUCUCACCUCUGUCCUGUGUGUGGGACACGCGGCCCGUGGGUCUGUUGCUCCACACGUUGACUCGCGGUGGAGGCGCUUCCACUCUUCGCAAAGACGCGUCCGCUUCGCUCCCGCGCGCGUCCACUUCGCUCCCCUCGUUCUCCUUGUCGCUGUGGGGUGUUUUCCGGGGGGCUCUGGAGUCCGUGGGGUCCGUGUGCGGUGGGGUCCCGGGGGGGUCCGAGUCCGUGUGUGGGGGGUUCUCUGUGGGGGGACAGAGCAUGACACGCGCGGGUUCGCUCUGCACCUCUGCGGACAUCACGCGUUAG
Messenger RNA from Knipowitschia caucasica, 2568 nucleotides. NCBI's taxonomy places the organism in Eukaryota, Metazoa, Chordata, Actinopteri, Gobiiformes, Gobiidae. The record is from the annotation of a GenBank genome assembly.